This is a messenger RNA of Rattus norvegicus (Norway rat), 2634 nucleotides long. RefSeq names its product leukocyte immunoglobulin like receptor B2 (gene Lilrb2). The transcript has 12 exons. The coding region runs from base 17 to 1765 and encodes 582 amino acids. The record is from RefSeq and is marked validated. Gene Ontology annotation, cellular component: plasma membrane. NCBI's taxonomy places the organism in Eukaryota, Metazoa, Chordata, Mammalia, Rodentia, Muridae.
GUAAUAUGACCAUGUCAUGGGGACUGCCCUGCCUCCAGGGCCAUACCCUCUUCCCAAACCCUUCAGAAAGGCUCUGUAUCUCUGUUCUCAAGCAGAGUUGCAGCCUCUCAGAAGAGAUGCCAUGACCUUCACCUGCAAAGCCCUGCUCUGUCUUGGAAUGACUCUGGGCCUCUGGAUCACAGUGCUGACAGAGUUCCUCCCUAGGCCAAUCCUCAGAGUACAGCCAGACACUGUGGUCUCUACACAGAGUAAGGUGAUCUUCUUCUGUGAGAGGAGUCAAGGAGCCGAACUUUAUUGUCUCUAUAAAAAGGGAAAUCCACGAAAUCCACGGUGCAAAGAAAUUCGACCUAAACCUGGCAAGAAGGUUGAAUUCUUCAUCUCAAAAAUUGAACCGUACCAUGCAGGACAUUACCACUGUUAUUAUCAGAUCCAUGGUCAAUGGUCAGAGGACAGUGAUGCGCUGGAGCUGGUAGUGACAGGAGUCUAUGACUACAAUGAACUCAGGCUGUCAGUACUGCCCAGCCCUGUGGUGACAGUGGGAAGGAACAUGACACUGCACUGUAUCUCACAUAGUCACUAUGAUAAAUUCAUUCUCACCAAGGAAGAUCACAAGUUCACCAGCUCACUGGACACACAGUGUAUACCUCCUAGUGGACAGUGCCAAGCUCUGUUUGUUAUGGGACCCAUGACAUCAAACCACACCGGGACAUUCCGAUGUUAUGGUUACUACAAGCAUACUCCACAGUUGUGGUCAAUACCCAGUGAGCCCCUGGAAAUUCAUAUCUCAGGGCUGUCCAAGAAGCCCUCUCUGCUAACUCACCAAGGACACAUCCUGGACCCUGGAGUUAACCUCACACUGCAGUGUUGCUCUGACAUCAACUAUGACAGAUUUGCUCUGUACAAAGUUGGGGGUGUUGACAUUAUGCAGCACACUAGCCAGCAGACUGACACUGGCUUCUCCAUGACCAACUUCACACUGGGCUAUGUACACCACUCUACUGGAGGCCAAUACAGAUGCUAUGGAGCACACAACCUCUCCUCUGAGUGGUCAGCAUCCAGUGAUCCCCUGGACAUCUUGAUCACAGGACCCAUUCAAAUGUCUACCUUGCCACCCAUAACAUCCAUGCCACCAGAUCAGCUGGAAAGUUAUGUGAAUGCUCUGAUAGGAGUGUCUGUGGCCUUCCUGGUGUUCCUCUUCAUCCUCAUCUUCAUCAUUCUCCAAAGAAGACAUCAGAGAAAAUUCAGAAAGGAUGGUGAAGAGGCCCAGAAAGAGAAAGAACUACAAUAUCCUACAGGAGCUGUGGAGCCCAUAAGCAGGGAUAGAGACCAGCAGAAGAGGUCCAAUGCAGCUGCUGCCACCCAGGAGGAAAGCGUUUAUGCUUCAGUAGAGGACAUGGAAACUGAGGAUGGUGUGGAGCUGGACACUUGGAAACCACCUGAGGGAGAUCCACAGGGAGAGACAUACGCCCAAGUAAAACCCUCCAGGCUCAGGAGGGUAGAAGCUAUCAUUCCUUCUGCCAUGUCAAGGGAGCAGCUGAACACAAAAUAUGAACAAGCAGAAGAGGGCCAAGAGGUGGACGGUCAGGCUACUGAAUCCGAAGAGCCCCAGGAUGUGACCUAUGCCCAGCUGUGCAGCAGGACACUCAGACAGGGGACAGCUGCACCUCCUCUCUCCCAGGCAGGAGAAGCCCCAGAGGAGCCCAGUGUAUAUGCUGCUCUAGCGACUGCUUGCCCAGGAGCUGUUCCCAAGGACAAGGAGCAGUGAUCCUCUGCCUGCCAGGAUGCCUAACAGAGACUGCCAAGAGACUCUGGGAACUUUUGGAAACCUGAUUGCACUUUAGGUAACAACACACUUUGGAAACUAAGCCAGAUGUUUCCCAAUAAUCAAGUGAAGUGAGAAAUGAAAUAGAAGGGACGGUUUUACAUUGAGACCUAAUUUUAAUGACAUUUUUCAUCAAAUGAGAAAAUUUACAGCCUCAGUUUCACAGCCUUAUAAUUCUAACCCAUGGGAGGCUGAGGCAGGAGAAUUGCCUUUGCUUUGUGGCCAUAGUGGGAUAUCUAGUGAAUUUCAUGAUACCCUGGGGUACAUAGUGAGACAUGUUUCAAACAAUGUUAGCCACCAAAGGCCAGGGUGGAAGUAUGUACUUGAAAGCCUAGCACUUUGGAGGAGUGGAAAGGAUGGUCAAGUGGUCAAGGUCAUCUUCAGAUACAUAGGAGCCUACGAGUAAGAGGCAAUCCAGGAACACACUAGACACUGUAAAAAUAGAUAAAUAAGCCAGGCUUGGUAGUGCAUGCCUUCAGUCUCAGCACUAAGAAAGUAGAGACAGGCAGAUUUGAGCAAAUCUUUGUGAGUUCAAGACCAGAUAAUCUACAUAGUAAGCUCCAAUACAGCCAGGGACAUACACAUAAAUCUUGUCUCAAAAUACAUAAACAAAAUAGGGCCAGUAGGAUGACUCAGAAGUAAAGGCACUUGCAACCAUGACUAAUAUCUUAAGUUCAAUCAGCAGGAAAACUAGAAUGAGAAAAGGAACUCCAAGAAAUGUUAUCUCAUUUCUACCUAAGUCCUUGAUGUCCUUCCCACAACCAAUAAGUACUUAAAACAAUUAAAAAAUAAACAAAAACAAAUAACCACAA